This is a messenger RNA of Aspergillus aculeatus ATCC 16872, 1023 nucleotides long. RefSeq lists its product as uncharacterized. The coding region runs from base 1 to 1023 and encodes 340 amino acids. Lineage: Eukaryota; Fungi; Ascomycota; Eurotiomycetes; Eurotiales; Aspergillaceae. The record is from RefSeq and is a predicted model, not a curated record. The transcript is spliced from 4 exons.
AUGGGUCGCACUAGAAGAUACGACGACCAGAAGGAGGAGGCCAAAAAGCGUCAUUUCCAGAGCCUCUGCGAUGCUUGCUGCAUCCGCAGCCUGGAACUUCGGAUUCGAGCUUCUCUCUGCUGCGCCGAUGAUUCUUUUCUCGAAGCAUUGGCGCCAAGGGCGCAAAUGCCCCAUGAAAUCGGGUCUUCGUCUGAUGCCCGGAUCUACAUAGAAGAGAUGAUCAAGUCCUUGGCCCAACAAUCCAGGAAGGAGACUACUUUCCAAACUCAGGAGUUCCAGGGGAAUCAAUGCACACAGAAGCUGCAGACCACAAAGAAAUCCAAUGAUCCCCAGCAGCCCCAGACUUCCGAGAGCACUGUUACUACAGCCCCAUCUCAAUCAUCCCAACAACCCCAGACGUUCGAAAGUACGGAAGUAACAGUCCCUGCUCUGGGUCACGCAGAAGAUCUUCUGAGGCCCCAGCGCUUUAUCUCGUUGGAGGCCGAUUUCCUGGACCAGCACAUCCCUGGCCCAUACGAGGAGGCGAUGUGGGCGGCAUGCCUUCAUCACCCUCACUGCGACGUGUAUGAAGAGUUCCACAUCGAGCCCCUCGACGUGUCCCGCGACGGGACGAGGCUCAGAGUGAAAUUUGUCCGGCCUUGCUGUCCCCCUGAUAAGAAGCCGCUCCCUGCCCAUCUGCGGGGACUACCCAGCACCUACUGUCAGCGCUGGGCCAGUGGAUUAAAAGCGUUGGACACCGAGGAUAUCUCAGACUUCGUCCUGGCUGACGCUGACCAAGCUAAUCUCCCUAUAAUCCCUUUGUUGGUACUGCAGCUGGCGGCCGAGCGGGCCGCAAUCCCUGUUCCUCUUGCUGCUGACUCCAAGGAAAAGGUUACUGUCUCGGAGAAGGAGAUACCUCAGGUCCCCAAGCAUCAAGUCCAACGACACAAGAAGUUCCCUGUACUUUGUAACCUAUUUUCCUUGGGUGUCUGUCUGCUGCCUUUGUUCUGGUGGCAGCGCUACAAGAAGAGUCGACAGCUCUGA